Molecule: messenger RNA, 2352 nt
Organism: Ornithorhynchus anatinus (platypus)
Lineage: Eukaryota; Metazoa; Chordata; Mammalia; Monotremata; Ornithorhynchidae
Gene: DBF4
Product: DBF4 zinc finger
Exons: 12
Coding region: 67-2037 (656 amino acids)
Biological process (GO): regulation of cell cycle phase transition; positive regulation of nuclear cell cycle DNA replication
Cellular component (GO): nucleus; Dbf4-dependent protein kinase complex
Molecular function (GO): nucleic acid binding; protein serine/threonine kinase activator activity; zinc ion binding
Source: RefSeq, a predicted model, not a curated record
GGUCGGGCCGGGUCGGGCCGGCAUGUUCGUCUCCUCCGUCUCCUCCGGCCGCUGACAACCGGAGCCAUGAGGAUCGGCCCCGACAGCCACCUCCCGGCCCGCAAGGUGCAAGGGAAAAAUGAGAAAAGCAAACCAUUUCUGAAAAUGAUGAAAAAUGAUGCCAAUAAACAAGAAAAGCUGAAGUACAAGCCACUUUGGGGCAAAGUGUUUUAUCUGGAUCUACCCUCGAUCCUGACCGCCGAGAAACUAGAAAUGGAUCUGAAGGAAUUGGGAGGGAGAGUCGAAGAAUUUCUCAGCAGAGAUAUCAGUUACCUAAUUUCCAGUAAAAAGGAAGCAAAAUUCGCCCAGAUGUUUGGACGGAUUUCUCCAGUCCCAAGUCCAGAAUCUGCAUAUACUGGAGGAAACAGUUCCCCUGAUCCCAGCUACGAUGGAAAUUCAGUUAAGACUUUGGAUGCGGUGUGCGUGAGCCGAGGAAAAUUGUUAGUUGAAAAAGCUAUCAAAGAACAGGAUUUCAUUACUCCAAAUAGUAUAUUAUCAAAUGCCUUAUCCUGGGGAGUGAAAAUUCUCCAUCUUGAUGAUAUUAAAUGUUACAUUGAGCAAAAGAAGAAAGAAUUGUGUUUGAUUAAGAAGUCAAGUUCCUCUGUCAGAGAAGAGGACAGACUGCUUGGUAAUCGGAAAACAAAAACAGGAAGACUCAAAAAGCCAUUUGUGAAAGUGGAAGACGUGAAACGCCAUUACAGGCCAUUUUACCUUCAGUUAGCCGAUACGCCUCUCCUAAAUUAUUCCACUUCUAAGCCCUGCAGUCCAUUCGAUGCGGAUAAGACUACUUGUGUUCAAAAGCCGACUCAAGCAAAAUUGAGAAACAGAGCAGAUGGUGGACUUCUAGCUCCAGUUCCUCUGAAAGAGAAGAAAAAGAAAGGCUAUUGUGAAUGCUGUUUACAGAAAUAUGAAGAUCUUCAAACGCAUCUUGUAAGCGAGCAGCACCGAAAAUUUGCCCAAAGUACCCGUUACCAAGUUGUCGAUGAUAUAAUAUCCAAAUUAGUUUAUGAUUUUGUGGAAUUCAGAAGUGAUGAACCAAGGAGGGAAAGUAUACAAUCCACUCUCAAAUACUUUGUUCCUACCCUCGGAAACCUCCUCAGAAAGGGUGAGGAUCAAGUAGAAUCGCAAAAGGUUUCCCAGUCAGGCCUCUGGAGACCUGUUCCAGCACCCUUGAGGAAACAGGACUUUGGGGAUACAGAAGACGCACCGAGUUCUUCCGUAAAGUUUGGGGUUACGGCGGAACCUUUGAGCUCAACGGUUAAAUUCAAGAAAAAUUUUGACAGUGGCCAAGCUUGCCUAGUCAGAGCAGCAAAGAAAGCCGUUGUGCCCAGUUUUGUGCAACUACAUCACCCCGAGGAGAAUCCAGGUACUAAAGGACCCUCUUUUGAGAGUCCUGAACAGAAAGACUGUGAGAGUCGAGACAGAGGGUUCUGUGCAUGUAUUGUGAAUACGUCCGCCCAAGUGUCCGCCUUGAAUGAAAGCCAUCUAAUCCUGUCCCAGAUGAAACGGAAAUCCGGCGAAAUACUCUUUCCCGGGAAAACAUUGAAAAAGAUGAACCUUAAUUCGAGCUUUACACUAAGCCACGAGGACAAGAAUCCUUUACGAGAAGAAAGUCAGAGGCCUCUAACGGCGAGCACAACCCCUGGCAUGGUGAACCAAGACCCCAAAGAAUUCGGCUUCCCAAGUACGGACAGUUUGCCUUUGGAAGAGCUGUGGGAGAAAGCGGAAGGGCACUUAGGAAGAAGUAAAGAGACGAGACAAAGAAAGGUGGCGGGAUCACACGGAUCUGAUCGGCUUCCCGGAGCAGAAGGAGAAAGAACUGUCCUUAGUUCAAAAAAGCAGUCUUUACUGGAAUUAUUUCAGACCAGCGAAAAGAAUUCAGAUUUUGGGGGUUUCACAGAUUUUUCCAAAAACAGUGACUCGUACGUCUGGGAAGGAGAAAAUAAUCUGGUGCCAGUGUUUCUCUCUUCCUCUACCUCCACGUUUCCUGGAUUUUAGUGGCUUUACAGUUUUACAGCCGUGACUUUGGGAGCAAAUUGCAUCACAUUCUUGAAAGUAUUUUUUUAAUGACGAUACUGGGUAAAAAUGUCUUUAAAAAAGUUUGAUGUUUAAAGACCCCCUAUCCCCUCCGACCCUCAGUGUAAAAAGAUUCCAGUAUCUUUCAUAAAGAACCGUAUUACCUUUAAAAAGAUAAAUUUGGUUGUCAGGUGAAGGCAGGAGCCAGUUUUGUCUUUCUUAGCUGGCAACUAAAGUGCAUACUACAUAGAUAAUUGCAUUCUAAGAAAAAUGUUUCUAAAUAAAUGGUUAAAACCA